Leopardus geoffroyi (Geoffroy's cat) is the source of this 2317-nucleotide messenger RNA. RefSeq names its product G protein-coupled receptor 19 (gene GPR19). Lineage: Eukaryota; Metazoa; Chordata; Mammalia; Carnivora; Felidae. Gene Ontology annotation, cellular component: plasma membrane. The record is from RefSeq and is a predicted model, not a curated record. Gene Ontology annotation, molecular function: G protein-coupled receptor activity. Gene Ontology annotation, biological process: G protein-coupled receptor signaling pathway. The transcript has 2 exons. Bases 753 to 2000 code for a protein of 415 amino acids.
GCAGAAAUGUAAUUAUGAUCUGGGCCACCACGUGUCCUUGGAAACUGGUAGAUCUGUGUUGGUACCACCCCUGGGGCAGUGGACUUUAUUCCCAGCUAGAAACUCUAUGCCUUGAGUCCACCCUGCUAGCUGCACUCCUCUAUUACCACUUGUCAGUGGGGAGCAGUAGGGAAGUGAGUGCAGUGGGGAAGUGAGGCAAGGGUUCCAGGCCAACAUUGUUUUUUGUUUUUUAACAACUUUAUUCAUAUACCAAAACAUUCCCUCAUAUUAAGUGUAUAAGGCAGUGAUUUUUAUUAUAUUUACAGCAUUGCACAACCAUCACCAUGAUCAAAUUUUGGAACCUUUUCAUCAUUCCCAAAAGAUCUUUUGUGGCCAUCUAGGCCUGCCUUUCACAUGACUCCAGGGGCCACAGCCACAUCCUGGUUCAGCCAUCCUUGUUUCUCUCUCCUACCCUCUAUAGAAAUCCCGUCAGAGAACUCAGCCUCCAGAAAACAAAAGCCAAGGAAACAGUGUUGUCUCAGGCCCAGUAAUACAACUCUCCUGCAAAAUAAGGCAGAACUUAGGGUCUGGGGUCAUUCUCAGAAGGGGACAGAAAAAAAAAUCUCAGCAAAGAGCACAGCACAAAUCAAUUCUCAACUGACUUAUUAUCUUGCCUCCGUACAAUGCGGUGGAGUCUUCCAGUUGCAAUUAUCAAUGGGCAACACUGACUCCGUGGAACAGUGACCUGCAGAACUAAGAGGAAAAAAGUGAAUAUGGUUUUUGCUCACAGAAUGGAUAACAGCAAGCCGCCUUUGGUCAUCCCCACGCUCCUGGUGCCCCUCCAAAACCACAGCUGCACCGAAACAGCCACACCUCUGCCAAGCCGUGACCUGACAGACUUACAUGGGGAGCACGGCUGGAUGAGCAACAGAACGGACCUGCAGUAUGGACUGAGACCCGGGGAAGUGGCCACAGCCAGCAUUUUCUUCGGGGCCCUGUGGCUGUUCUCUGUAUUUGGCAACUCCCUGGUUUGUCUGGUCAUCCACCGGAGUAGGAGGACACAGUCCACCACCAACUACUUUGUGGUCUCCAUGGCAUGUGCUGAUCUUCUCGUCAGCGUCGCCAGUACACCUUUCGUCCUGCUUCAGUUCGCCACAGGGAGGUGGACACUUGGCAGUGUGAUGUGUAAGCUGGUGCGGUAUUUUCAGUAUCUCACCCCGGGCGUCCAGAUCUACGUCCUCCUCUCCAUCUGCAUAGACCGGUUCUACACCAUUGUCUAUCCACUGAGCUUCAAGGUGUCCAGAGAAAAAGCCAAGAAAAUGAUUGCUGCGUCAUGGGUCUUCAAUGCAGCCUUCGUGACCCCCAUGUUCUUUUUCUAUGGCUCCCACUGGGACAGUCAUUGCAAUUACUUCCUCCCUGCCUCUUGGGAAGGAACUGCCUACACUGUCAUCCAUUUCUUGGUGAGCUUUGUGAUUCCUUCUGUCCUCAUCAUCUUAUUUUACCAGAAGGUCGUGAAGUAUAUCUGGAGAAUAGGCACCGAUGGUCGGACAGUGCGGAGGACGAUGAACAUUGUCCCGAGGACAAAAGUGAAAACUAUCAAGAUGUUCCUCAUUUUAAAUCUAUUGUUCCUGCUCUCCUGGCUACCUUUUCAUGUGGCUCAGCUGUGGCACCCCCCCGAACGGGACUCUAAGAAAAGUUCUCUUGUUUUCACAGCUAUCACAUGGAUAUCUUUUAGUUCUUCAGCCUCUAAACCUACGCUCUAUUCCAUUUAUAAUGCCAAUUUUAGGAGAGGAAUGAAAGAAACUUUUUGCAUGUCCUCAAUGAAGUGUUACCGAAGCAAUGCCUAUACUAUCACAACCAGUUCAAGGAUGGCCAAAAAAAACUACGUUGGCAUUUCAGAAAUUCCUCCCACGGCCAAAACUAUAACCAAAGACUCAAUCUAUGAUUCAUUUGACAGAGAAGCCAAGGAAAAAAAGCUUGCUUGGCCCAUUAAUUCAAAUCCACCAAAUACUUUUGUCUAAUUUCGCAGAGUUCUUUCAAUUAUUGUUAUGUUGCCAGAGAUUAAAAAGCUUUAACUCUAAAAACAGAAGCUAUAUGCAUUUUUUUUUUCUGUCAACUUUCUGAGGGAAAUGUUUUAUUUUGUAAAAUGCAUUUAACUAUGGAUUGGAAUUUCUGUGGUUUUCUUUUGGUUGCCUUUUCUUUUAGGGGAAGCUUUCACCUUGAGCUAUAGUUAAGAGUUCUUUUACUCUAUUAGUUACGUGCAUAAAAGAGAGAAUGCGUUCCUACUUUUUAGUUACCAUUAGGUCCAAAAAGCAUAAACCAUACACACAGCCUUUGA